AUGUCGGCUCAGGACGAGGGCGGCCGGGGUCCCCCCAAGCCCAAGGGCAAGACCCUGGGCAGCUUUUUCGGAUCCCUGCCUGGCUUCACUUCUGCCCGGAACCUGGUGGCCAGCGCCCGCGGCCCAGCGAGAGAGGCCCGGCCGGCCGCGGAGGCCGCCCGGCCUGGGACUCAGGGUGAGUGGCCAGCCCGGUGGGGGGGAACUCCCGGGGGGAGUCAUUGGGGGACGGAGGAGCCGCUCCAGCCUUCCAAGGAGCAGACGGUGUCCGGGGCCAAAGACCUGGCAUGCUCCAAGAUGACCCGGACCCAGGACGCCCUCUCCUCGGGGCUGGCCAACGUGGCGGACGCAGCUAGGGGCGUGGUCCAGGGCAGCCUGGACACCACCCGGUCCGCACUCACAGGCACCAAGGAGGCGGUGUCCAGCGGGGUCAUGGGCGCCAUGGGCGUGGCCAAGGGGGUCGUCCAAGGGGGUCUGGAUGCCUCGAAAGCUGUUGUCACUGGCACCAAGGACACGGUGUCCACUGGGCUCACGGGGGCAGUGAAUGUGGCCAAAGGGACCAUCCAGAUGGGCGUGGACACCACCAAGACCGUGCUGACCGGCGCCAAGGACACAGUCGCUACUGGGGUCACGGGGGCUGUGAACGUGGCCAAGGGGGCCGUGCAGACUGGGUUGAACACGACCCAAAAUGUCGCCACAGGCACCAAGGACACCGUCUGCGGUGGGGUGACCAGUGCCAUGAAUGUGGCCAAAGGGGCCGUCCAGGGGGGCCUCGACACCACCAAGACCGUGCUGACCGGCGCCAAGGACACAGUGUCCUCUGGGCUCACAGGGGCUGUGAACGUGGCCAAAGGAACCGUCCAGACUGGCCUGGACACCACCAAGACUGUCCUAACGGGCACCAAGGACACCGUCUGCAGUGGAAUGUCCGGUGCCGUGAACGUGGCCAAAGGGGCCGUCCAGGGGGGCCUGGACACCACCAAGACCGUGCUGACCGGCACCAAGGACACAGUGUCCAGUGGGCUCACGGGGGCCGUGAACGUGGCCAAAGGAACCGUCCAGACUGGCCUGGACACCACUAAGACUGUCCUAACAGGCACCAAGAACACCCUCGGCAGCGGGGUGACCGGGGCCAUGAACAUGGCCAAAGGAACCAUCCAGACGGGCGUGGACACCGCCAAGACCGUGCUGACCGGCACCAAGGACACGGUCGCUACUGGGGUCACGGGGGCUGUGAACAUGGCCAAGGGGACUGUCCAGACCGGCAUGGAUACCACCAAGACCGUGCUGACUGGCACCAAAGACACAGUGUCCAGUGGGCUCACGGGGGCCGUGAACGUGGCCAAAGGAACCGUCCAGUCUGGCCUGGACACCACCAAAGCUGUCCUAACGGGCACCAAGGACACCGUCUGCGGUGGAAUGUCCGGUGCCGUGAACGUGGCCAAAGGAGCCGUCCAGGGCGGCCUGGACACCACCAAGACUGUGGUCAUGGGUACGAAAGACACGGUGUGCACCGGACUCACAGGGGCAGCGAAUGUGGCCAAAGGAACUGUCCAGACUGGUGUGGACACGGCCAAGACGGUGCUGACAGGCACCAAGGACACAGUUACUACUGGGCUCACAGGGGCCAUGAACAUGGCCAAAGGAACCGUCCAGACUGGCCUGGACACCACCAAGACUGUCCUAACGGGCACCAAGAACACCCUCGGCAGCGGGGUGACCGGUGCCAUGAACAUGGCCAAAGGAACCAUCCAGACGGGCGUGGACACCGCCAAGACCGUGCUGGCCGGCACCAAGGACACAGUCGCUACUGGGGUCACGGGGGCUGUGAACGUGGCCAAGGGGACUGUCCAGACCGGCCUGGACACCACCAAGACCGUGCUGACCGGCACCAAAGACACAGUGUCCAGUGGGCUCACGGGGGCCGUGAACGUGGCCAAAGGAACCGUCCAGGCUGGCCUGGACACCACCAAAGCUGUCCUAACGGGCACCAAGGACACAGUGUCCAGUGGGCUCACGGGGGCCGUGAACGUGGCCAAAGGAACCGUCCAGACUGGCCUGGACACCACCAAGACUGUCCUAACGGGCACCAAGGACACUGUCUGCAGUGGAAUGUCCGGUGCCGUGAACGUGGCCAAAGGGGCCGUCCAGGGCGGCCUGGACACCACCAAGACUGUGGUCGUGGGUACGAAAGACACGGUGUCCACUGGGCUCAUGGGGGCUGUGAACGUGGCCAAAGGGACUGUCCAGACUGGUGUGGACACGGCCAAGACGGUGCUGACGGGCACCAAAGACACAGUCGCUACUGGGGUCACGGGAGCCAUGAACAUGGCCAAGGGGACUGUCCAGACCGGUGUGGACACCACCAAGAUGGUCCUAACGGGCACCAAGAACACCCUCGGCAGCGGGGUGACCGGGGCCAUGAACAUGGCCAAAGGAACCAUCCAGACUGGCAUGGACACCACCAAGGCCAUGCUGACCGGCACCAAGGACACCGUCUGCAGUGGGGUGACCGGUGCCAUGAACGUGGCCAAAGGGGCCGUCCAGGGGGGCCUGGACACCAGCAAGUCUGUGGUCCUGGGUAGUAAAGACACUGUGUCCACCGGGCUCAUGGGGGCCAUGGACGUGGCCAAAGGGACUGUCCAGACUGGCGUGGACACCACCAAGACUGUCCUAAUGGGCACCAAGAACACCCUCGGCAGCGGGGUGACCGCUGCCAUCAAUGUGGCCAGAGGGGCCGUCCAGACUGGUGUGGACACCACCAAGACCGUGCUGACCGGCACCCGAGACAUCGUGGCCCCCAGGCUCACGGGCGCAGGCGAUGGGGCCACAGGGGCUGUCCGUGCUGGUCUCAGCACCUUCCAGGACUGGGUGCCUGGCACGCAGGACGCUGUCUGGGGCAGACCCACCGGCCGCGGGACCACGGACGACAGGGGGGAAACCACUGGCCUGGGCUCCCAAGAGGCCCUGUCCUUGGGGGUCCCCAGCCCCCCAGCCUCGCUCGGUGCAGGCCUGGCGCUCGCCCGGGAAACCCCAGCUGCCACCGAGGGCCUUGGGUCAGACGUGGCCGCGCUCACCCACGGGGCCACCUCGGGUCUCGCGCCGCUGCGGGGUGAGCUGGAGGGUCUGGGGGAAAUCUUCAACCCCAUGACCGCGGAGGAACAAGCUCAGCUGGCCGCCUCCCAGCCCGGGCCCAAGGUGUUCUCGGCCGACCGGGACAGCUACUUUGUCCGUCUGGGCGACCUGGCGCCCGGCUUCCGCCGACGGGCGUUCGAGCACGCCGUGAGCCACCUGCAGCACGGCCAGUUCCAAGCCAGGCACGCGCUGGCCCAGCUGCAGGGCUGCUUCGGGCUGAUGGAAAAGGCCCAGCAGACGCAGGAAGGGCCGCAGUGCCCGGACCCGGGCUGGGGCGCUGGAGCGGAGGGCGGGGCUGCCCCGCAGGGCUGGGACGCUGGGGCACUGUCCAGGGCCCGCGGCCUCAUCCGGCAGCUGCACGUGGCCUACAGCGCCCUGGCCGCGGGCCUCCAGGGGCUGCCGGCCGAGCUGCAGCGGCAGGGGGGGCGCGCCCGGCACAGCCUCUGCGAGCUCUACGGCGUGGUGGCCUCAGCCGCCUCUGCGGAGGACCUGUCAGCGACACGCGUGGCCCAGAGCCAUGAGGGCGUGUGCCAGGCGUGGCAGGGGCUGGAGCAGCUGCUGCAGGGGCUUCAGCACAGCCCCCCGCCCGGCUGGCUGGUGGGGCCCUUUGCCCUGCCGCCCGGCGGGCAGGGGCUGUAG
Carlito syrichta (Philippine tarsier) is the source of this 3771-nucleotide messenger RNA. RefSeq names its product perilipin 4 (gene PLIN4). Bases 1 to 3771 code for a protein of 1256 amino acids. The record is from RefSeq and is a predicted model, not a curated record. Lineage: Eukaryota; Metazoa; Chordata; Mammalia; Primates; Tarsiidae. Gene Ontology annotation, cellular component: plasma membrane. The transcript has 7 exons.